AUGUUUAGAGGCCUGCAACGCGUUCUCAGACCAGCCUCGUCGGGCUUCGUCGUCAAUGGCGGCUUCUUCUCCUCCUUGGCCGCCGACUCUCAGAGGUUCGACUCGGUUCGGUUUGCUGGAAAGGUAGCGGUGAUCACCGGUGGCGCGAGCGGCAUCGGGAAGGCGACGGCCGCCGAGUUCGUCAGGAACGGGGCCAGGGUCAUCAUCGCCGACGUCCAGGAUGACCUCGGCCGCGCCGUCGCGGCGGAGCUGGGCCCCGACGCCGCGCGCUACGCCCGCUGUGACGUCACCGACGAGACGCAGGUCGCCGCGGCCGUCGACCUCGCCGUCCAGCUCCACGGCCGCCUCGACGUGAUGUUCAACAACGCGGGCAUCGGCGGCGACAUGGCGGCGUCCUCGCUGGGUGCCAUCGACCUGGCAGACUUCGACCGCGUCAUGGCCGUCAACGCGCGGGGCGUGCUGGCCGGCGUGAAGCACGCUGCGCGCGUCAUGGUCCCGCGCCGCGCCGGCAGCAUCAUCUGCACCGCCAGCACCGCCUCCGUGCUGGGCAGCCUGGCAACGCCAGCGUACAGCGCAUCCAAGGCAGCGGUCCUCGGCCUCGUCCGCGCCGUGGCCGCGGAGGUGGCGCGCUCCGGGGUACGCGUCAACGCCAUCUCCCCGCACGCCAUCCCGACGCCGCUGGCGAUGGCUACCAUGGCGCAGUGGUUCCCUGAUAGGAGCGUCGAGGAGCAUCGGCGGAUCCUCGAAAGGGACAUGCACGAGAUGGUCGGGCCCGUGCUGGAGGCGGAGGACAUUGCCAGGGCAGCGCUCUACCUGGCGUCCGACGAGGCCAAGUACGUGAACGGACACAAUCUGGUCGUCGACGGCGGGUACACGGUGGUCAAAGCGCCCAACAUGCCAGCGCCUGCAGCACGUUGA
Miscanthus lutarioriparius is the source of this 918-nucleotide messenger RNA. Lineage: Eukaryota; Viridiplantae; Streptophyta; Magnoliopsida; Poales; Poaceae. The record is from the annotation of a GenBank genome assembly.